AUGGCUUACGCCAAUCGUUCUUCAGCUAUCACAGUGCUGCUUGGGGGAGGGAGUGCCGUGGAUGCAGUGUGCACGGCGACACAGGUGCUGGAAGACUCACCUCGCACGAAUGCUGGGUUUGGUUCAUCGCUGACUGCUGAUGGAAGAGUUGAGUGUGAUGCUAGUGUGAUGGAUGGACGCACCCUGCGGCACGGGGCAGUGGGUGCCGUGCCGGGGGUGAGGAACCCUGUGCUGCUGGCCAGACAGAUCCUGGAGGCCCAGUCUCAGCCUCUGCCAGGGGGCCUUGUGCCACCAAGUUUCUUGGCAGGCUCGGGAGCUCAGGUAUGGGCUGCUUCCAACAAUGUUGAGACUUGUGAGCCAGCUGAGUUAAUUGCUGAGAGGUCGCAAAGGAUCCACGAAGAGAGCCUGAGGAACAUCCAGAGAUUGGAAGAAGGAGGAGCCAAGAGGAGAAGGUACGCUUUGCCCGAAGAAGAGGAGGAAAUGCAGGGUGGUUUGCUAGACACUGUUGGUGCAGUGUGUGUGGACAGCUCGGGCUACAUAGCAAGUGCCGUUUCAAGCGGGGGCCUACUCCUGAAACACACAGGCAGGGUGGGCCAGGCCGCUGUCUAUGGCUGCGGAUGCUGGGCAGAGAAUAACUGCGAUGGCAGUGGUGUCAGCAUAGGAGUGAGCACAACCGGAUGCGGGGAACACCUCAUCCGCACCAUGUUUGCCAGACUCUGUGCCCGGGCAGCCAUCUCACCGCACCUCGGUUCCAACAUCAUCGAGACGGUCACCACGCACUUCCUGGAAUCGGACUUUUUGGAGGGCGUUCAUCCACGGAUGGCCGGAGCUCUGAUCCUCCGACACGACCCUCAGGGAGCAGUGAGUGACCUGUACUGGCUUCACACCACACGUACCAUGGGCGUCUGUUACAUGACCACCAACGACCGUAAACCACAGGCCCAGUUCUCAGAGCUCGCAGAAGAGAAGAUUGGCAUCUCAGUAAACCUCCAGUGCAAAUCAUUUGGAGCAGGUGUUCCCGUGACCACCUCCCAGGAGCUCCAGCCUGGCCCCUCACGUGUGGGCUUGGGGGGCCUCCUGUCAGGGGAAGAGGAGCACAGCAAGAGCGAGUCCAGUGACGACGACGAUGAACCAGGGUAACAGAGAGGAUAGAAGGGACAGAGAGAGGAAUGUCGGAAAAGGGAGAGAUGUUUCAUGACAAAAUGGAAAAGUUUUUUUUGUUUUCUCUCUCCAUUCUCUCUCCCAUUUGCUCUCUCUUUCUCUUAACCCUCAGUAAGAAAAAGAAAAGAAUAAAAAAGGAAAAAAAAAUAUAUGGAAGAACAAGCUGGAGGUGAGUUUACCAAGCAAUGAAGAAGAUUCACUGACAAUGUUGUAAGAGCUGUAUUGGAAUAUUGUAACGGGAAAGAUAUUUGCAGUUUUGGAAUACUUGAAGUGCGUUCAAAUCUAUAUUGGAACUGGCAUCAAAUGCUCAGAGAUUCCCAGGGUAAUGAUAUUUUACAAUGAUAUUGUAAUAUGCAGCUGUUUUUUCAGGGUAUGAUCCUUUAACAAUUGGAAAAUGUUCUCAAAGUGUGUUGUAGUUUUGUCAUUCUGGUUCAGUGUUCAUUGUAAACGCUUCUGCCUGGAACCACAUGUUUAUGGGAGGUGUUUUCAAGAUGAUUUUCCAUCUCUUCAGGGUAAAUGCGAGACAGUCUGGCAACUGCUGCAUUUCAAAAUCACUCUAGGAUUAAGGUUCUCUUAACUGUCACUGCCAAACGUGCACAGCCACAUACCAGUAUUUUCCCAGCAUUUCCAUAUUAACACAGUUCUUUCCAGAAAGUGCAUUACAAGCCUGUGGUAGCCGGGUGAGUAGGUUGUACCUCAAACCCAUUUCCUACACUUUGGAAGCCACAAAAUUUCUCCCCAAGAGAUCUUUUUUAUCCACGGGGGCCUUAACAGUUGUACGGAAUUGCUAUCGGUGCAAAAGCUCCCUAUUUUGGCAUGGCAGUUGGUGUUAAUAAUAGAAUUGCAUAUGUCCGUUAUGGUGCAUAUGCACGUCAUGCCUUAUUAGGAGCUGCAGAUAUACCUCAUAGAGAAUUUCCUGACGAGCUCACCUGCGCCUGGAGAGCGUACGACUCGUGAGAAGAUUGUGUAUGGGGGUAAGUUACUCUCCCAGCAACAGAAGAAGAAAAAAACCUUACUCAGGUACCACAGGUGUUAUGACUGCCACACAGGAACCAUACGCUACCUCAGUUGUGCCACCAACCAACAGUCCUUCACUGGCCUGCAGCGUGUCCCCCUAGAGACAUCAUGCAAGAGAGUCCUUAGCUCUCCUACAUGGCUCUUGUACUCUAGGUACUUGCAGCAAGGAAUGAUUAUGAUGAUACAGCAACAUGAUAUUUUGGAUAUAUAAUUUUUAAGGACAGUAAGCUUACUGUUUCUUAGCUCUAAGUAGGCAGCUAUAUGGGACCAUUUGUUGCAAGGUCACUGAAGGACUGA
Molecule: messenger RNA, 2475 nt
Organism: Penaeus chinensis
Lineage: Eukaryota; Metazoa; Arthropoda; Malacostraca; Decapoda; Penaeidae
Gene: Tasp1
Product: threonine aspartase 1-like
Exons: 9
Coding region: 1-1140 (379 amino acids)
Biological process (GO): protein maturation
Molecular function (GO): threonine-type endopeptidase activity
Source: RefSeq, a predicted model, not a curated record